Molecule: messenger RNA, 1519 nt
Organism: Sclerotinia trifoliorum
Lineage: Eukaryota; Fungi; Ascomycota; Leotiomycetes; Helotiales; Sclerotiniaceae
Source: the annotation of a GenBank genome assembly
UGCCUCCCCUUCCCUAAUAUUGUUUCUUUACUCGGUGAUUUUGAUAGUUAUCCAGUCCUCCUUAUCUUUUUAAUAUUUGCAGAGCAGAAUAUAGCCAAGUAAUAGUUGAUCCUAUUACUACUUCCCUUCAUAAUAAUGUAUACACAAUCACUUUUCUCGUUGGCGCUUCUUGCCUCUGGUGUCACUGCCCAGAUGUCAUUAUCCCAAGCCAUCGCAGCUAACAAUGGAACUCUUUCUACUCUUUCCAGUAAGUUCUCUAAUAUCCAUUUAAUCCUACUGUAUUAACAUCUGCAGUGCUCCUUGGCCAACAACCCGCACUUGCGAGCGCUCUCUCCAACACCUCAUCGGGAAUUACAGUACUGGCACCAUCUAACGACGCCUUUGCUAAAUUUCUUGCGAUGCCUGCAAACAAGGCUGCAGUUGGGCAGAGCGAUAUGGUCGCUGCAGUUCUUCAAUAUCAUGUCUUGAAUGGUACAUUCCCAGCCAGCAAAUUCACAAAGGAGGCACAGUUCGUACCGACGCUUUUGACAAAUAUGAGCUACACACAAGUUACCGGCGGACAAGUUGUACAGGUGGCUUUGAGUGGUUCAAAUGCCGUUAUUACGACUGGGUUGAAAGAGACAAGCACUACAACACAGACUGUAAGCGACUUUCCAAUCCUGUCUAUCCUUAAAAUGUGCUGUCGGGUCAAACCUAACAUAGGCAUUAGGAUAUUAUGUUCAAUGGUGGUGUGAUGCAUAUCAUCGAUACGGUCCUCACCAUUCCUCUUUCUCCAGCCAUGUCAGCUAUCGACUCGAACCUUUUGUCUCUUGCAGGUGCCCUCACAAAAGCAUCCUUAGUAGACCCCGUCAACUCCCUCAACGACGUUACUAUUUUUGCUCCCUCCAAUGAUGCGUUUGAGAAAAUAGGAGACACAGCUGCCGCUCUUGCCACCGAACAACUAAGUCAAAUUCUCGAAUACCAUGUUCUCAACGGUACUGUAUGUAGACCCCCUUCUUGCACAAUUCCAAGAUUCAUACUAAUUCACCGCAGGUGGGUUACUCCACCCUUCUCACCACUGGUCUAGCCAACGAAUCUUUCCCUACCCUCAUGGGCGAAUCUCUUACCGUCACCUCGGAAAACUCCAAAGUAUUUAUCAACAGUGCCCAAGUAAUCACCACUGACAUUAUUGUUUCCAAUGGUGUCAUGCACGUGAUCGACAAUGUCCUCAACCCCUCCAAUGAAACCGUUGUUGAGAACCCUACUGCCACUACUCAACCUGUCGCAUUUGAAGGGGCGACUAGUGCGGCUAGUCCGCCAUUCACCAGUGGGAUUAUGGCGACGACUACAGCACCUAGUGCUGCUAUGGAUACGAAUGUCAAGACAGGGGCUGGAGACAAAAUGUUGAAUGGAGAACGCUUGGGAGGUGCGGUAGCCGCGGUAGUGGGGGCAGCUAUGAUGAUUUUGUAGUUGGAUGGUGAUGGUGAAAGGUUUACGGAUGGAGGAUAGGAUAUGAUGAUGUGUUUCUUUACAGUUUUAU